Messenger RNA from Hypomesus transpacificus, 1828 nucleotides. It is a transcript of the gene ppp1r11, whose product is annotated as protein phosphatase 1, regulatory (inhibitor) subunit 11. Lineage: Eukaryota; Metazoa; Chordata; Actinopteri; Osmeriformes; Osmeridae. The transcript has 3 exons. The record is from RefSeq and is a predicted model, not a curated record. The coding region runs from base 46 to 420 and encodes 124 amino acids. Gene Ontology annotation, molecular function: protein serine/threonine phosphatase inhibitor activity; protein phosphatase 1 binding. Gene Ontology annotation, cellular component: nucleus.
UUGAGUUUAUAACGAAACGCUAGCUAGCAGCUCAUCGUCACAAGGAUGGCGGAGGUCCAACAAGGUACUUCUAGUGAAACGAUAACCGAGACCGUUCAAAUUGAUACACCACCACCGCCCCAGCAGGAGGGACGCAGCCUGACUAUUAAACUGAGGAAGAGAAAAACUGAGAAGAAAGUUGAGUGGUCCAGUGACACAGUGGACAAUGAGCACUUGGGAAGGAGGUCCUCAAAAUGUUGCUGUGUCUAUGAGAAACCAAGGCAGUUUGGAGAGUCUUCCUCUGAGAGUGAGGGAGAUGAUGACGAAGGCUGUGGGAGUGCACACUGCGUUCUAGGACAUGGCAAAGACAGACAUGGACAGAGGGAAGAUGGUGGGACCACGGUGCCUCCUAGUUCUGGAGGUGGUUCACAUACCCACUAAUGUUUCUGGGCAUCCGUGUGGAAAUAAAGGAGUGGUUCUGAUAAUGACAAUGAAACAUCACAAAAUGGCACUCUUUUAUUUAGUUUAGUUACUGCGUUCAUGAGAGGAAAGGGUUAGGAUAGCUUGGGAGAAAGAAUUGCUGGUUAUAGGUUGCCUAUUAGAUACACAUGAUUGGGACUUGGAGUUCAUUGUAUAUAACACAGCAACUUUACUUAUUUUUUUAUAAAGAUUACCUUUCCUAAAUUAUUUGAUUCUUAAUGCUUAAUCUUUCUCAAUUUUGCUGCAGUAAUCCUGGCCUGGGAACCAGUUUGAUUAUGUUUGUCAAGACCUUUUGCAAGGUGUCAUUCUGAUCAAACGGAUUGACAGGCACCCAGGAUAUCUGAAAUAUCAUCUAUGAAUAAUGUAGGUAAAGUCACUGUCUUAGCCAGUGGAUGGCUUCUUCCUAUGUCAUAAGUUCCGUUACGCUUUUAAUCUUUUUUCUUGUUAUCAUAUCAGAUGCACUAUUGUGAAUAAUUCCAAAUGACACUAUAUUUUUGUCAUGUUCACAAUCUAACAUUGCUCUACAACAGUAUCAAUAACAGACCAUUGGAGAUAACACAAAUUCUUACAUUUUGCACAUUUGGGCUGGUUGGGGAAGUCUGAUCUUUCUCUGAAUUAAUAUUACAUAGACAAUCCUCAUAUGUAACUACCUUAAAGUUUUUUUUAUUUUUCUUACAAGGAUAGUUUAUGGGUUAUAAUAGAGUUUUAUCAUUAAAACAGAUCAAUUGUAAAAUGCCAGACAUUUUUAUGUGUAGGUGCUUUAGGUGCAUGCACCAAUCCAAUAGUUUGAAAUCCAUGUUUUGGCAAGAGUUAGCUUAUAAGGAAAUAAACAGGAUGUCUUGGGUUGAAUAAUUACACACCAAAAACCAUAAAACAAUGCUGAUGGAUCUGUGUUUAUCAUUCCCUGGGCUAAAUACGAGUACAUGUAUAACCCCAAAGCAAUUGUUAUUUAAACCUACUGUGUUCUACUGAAAGGGGAAACAAUGCGUUUUGUGUUUGGCAGGUCCAUUACUAUGAUGUACAUAUAUAUGAUCUUGGGAUUGGUGACAGCGUACAGUAGUUGUGAAUUGGGCAAGUUAGAUGAAGUAUUUCAGUGGCUAUGACAACGAUGCAUGUUUUCUGAUUUCAUGUGUCUCAACUUCAAUCCACUUUCACAGUGAAGGAUCUCAUUCUUAAUGGUUUUGAGUCAAACCACUCGACUCAAACUGUUUCAUAUGUGACACUAUUCAGUAUUAUGAAUUACAUGUAAUUCCGCCAAAUUUUCUGUAACAUCAGUAAACACAUGUCAUUGUACCGGUAAUGCACCUUUCUGUAUAUAAAAGUCAUAUAUGAGUGGAUUUAAUGUGAAUAAAGUUUUGAACUGUGAUCA